This is a messenger RNA of Cynoglossus semilaevis (tongue sole), 3956 nucleotides long. RefSeq names its product iporin. Lineage: Eukaryota; Metazoa; Chordata; Actinopteri; Pleuronectiformes; Cynoglossidae. Bases 485 to 3916 code for a protein of 1143 amino acids. The transcript has 10 exons. The record is from RefSeq and is a predicted model, not a curated record. Gene Ontology annotation, cellular component: cytoplasmic vesicle.
GCACUAUUAAAUAGCCUUGAACUGUUUUGGGGUCUUUAACUGUCAGGGGCACCUCUUUCCUCAUUGGUCAAAGCUGUUUUGACGUCACAUCUACAGCAAUGGAGCACUGCUAAGGAAGAGAAGGCAGGCAGAGGAGGUGUAGGCAGAGGCAGCAGCAACGGCGACAGCAUGAGUAAAACCCGUCCACACAGGGACCGUAGCUCCCCUCUGGACCUCAGUGGCCCUUCUUUUGGACAUUCACUGUUCUCCACAGGAAGGAAGUGCUGGUAAAAUCUGAAAUGCAGAUUUGACUUUGCAGCUGUGUGAAAGCUGCAUUUUUUUUUCUUUCGUGUAAUUUUUAGUUAUCUGAUGUUGGCUGCAGCCGCAAACCAAAGUCACCUGGAGAAGUGAUGCACCGGACCUGGAGGACAACGGCUUAGACUAAAGACUGGUUUCAAGGUUGAAGUAUGGGGAAAGAUUUCCUGCUCCAACUUCAUUCAGAGAUAUGAUUGGAACAUCCGGUCUCUCAGGGGACACUUUGAUUGCCUGCCACUUCCCCGUCGUUCAGCUUCCUACAUGGCAACUUCCCGUCCAGGCCUUGUGCAGCUCUGCUAAAAGACCUGGUCGUCUUUGUCCGGCAGGACUGACUCGAGCGGCGUCACUCCCAGAAAAGGGCUCCUCCAACCGAGAGAACACCUUAACUAUCGGCCGAAAACACUUCUCCAGCAGCUACGGCAUUCUCAAUGAGGACCGGACAGAGGAGGAAGGAACCAGUGACAGCAGUGGGAGAAAUGACCUUAACUCCUCGCCUGAGGAGACGAGUUUGUACGCAAAGAAGGAGAAACAGGGCAGCGUGCGAUUACGCAACUCAUUCCUGGCCAGUGCAGAGCUAGAUGAUGAUGAGGAAGAUGAAGACAGUGAUAAUUUGCACAGAUAUUGUGAAGAUUCCUCUUUUGUUUUGCACGGGAACACAAAUUGGAGACUGAGUAACGGUGACAGAAAUGAUGCAAUGCCUGACGGAGACCUGGAUGUUGACUGGGCCAAUGAAGGGACCAGACUAGACACAGAUUGUGAACAGGACUGGCUCUGUACCCGUCUGGGCUCUCAGUGUUCACCAGAGUUUCUGUCCAACACACAGUGUGUCAGCGACUGUAACAGUUCUUGUAACAGUUCUGAUGGCAUCUUGGUUAACUUCUGCACAAUGUACAACAGAAGCAACAAUCCUGCCACGCCUCUGGACCUCAGCAGUCCAGCGAUCCAACCCUCCCAGCCGUGUGAUGGAUCUGUCUUUCUAAACCUCCAUCCAGUCCCUCAGUCUUCAACUGAGGGCCUAGAAGAAGAAGACAUGACCAUGAACCCUUCACAGAAUGAGGCUUGUUCUCCUUGCGACCUCCACCCAAACCUCGGCCUCCUCUCCCUGGAGCCUCUACCUUCAGGUCUCUCCUCUCUGGAAGUCUCAGACCUGGCUGCCUGUCUCCAGAGCCAGCCUGCACUGGACAUGGGGACCAACCAGAAGUACUACAAGCUGGUCACAUACGACCUCUUGUCCCAGACACCCAGUCCAGCCGGGUCUGGUCUCACCAACUGCCAAGAUGAUCAGGACAGAAGUAGCUUCUACCAUUCUUCAAACAAUUACAAGAAUACAGAUCAACACAGAGAAGAAAUCCAGCCUGAGGGUGAUGGACUGAAGAACCAGACGUUCUCCUCACCUCAGUGGUCCAAGGCAGAGGACCACUCUCAGCCUGAUUGUGACCAGAUUGCAGCCACAUCCACUGACCAUGCUCCCUGCAGGAAUAAGCUGACAGCCAGUCAGUGUAGACCACACAGCAGUAAACACCAAGGCGAGAGUGGAGUGUUCACACAGCCAUCUGUGACGGUGAACCAGGAGUGUUGUACUACUGCUUCUACAGAGAGAGGUGCAUGUUCUUCAGAAGAUGCUGUUUUUCGCUACAGUAAAGCUCAGAGGCCGACCUCACUUCCCAUUCAGCCUUUUGUUCUAAGUCCUGCUGCAGACAGAGCCCAGUCCAGGGCUCAGCACCUGGGCUGUCUGCUGGAGCAGUUCAUGAACCCAGACAGCAGCAGGUCUACUCAGUCCCAGCAGCGAUUCAAGGGCAAAAGAAGCCGAUGCUUCUCCAACCUUCAGCUAUCGCCCCUGGGAAGCAACUGGCCUCCGUCGAGCCCUGACACCUGCUCCACCUGUACACCAAGCCCAGGCUGCUUCAGGUGUAAAAACACGUGGAAACACAUCACCAGAAGCCAAGAUCAGAGUCCCUGGACAUCAAGAAGCAGCCUGGAUCCAUCUCACUGUAGUCCGAGGCUUAAAACCAUUCAUUUGCUGAACAAAAGAGAAUCACAUUCAGGCCCAAACCAGUCAAACCUUGUUAAAUUCCCCACCUACCACAACCUCAUCAAACUCCUACCUGAGCAAACCCACGCCAAUCUGGAAGACCAAAUUCUACAUCUGUCCCCAGACCAUUCACCUUUUUCUAACACUCCGCCCACUUUAACUGUAACGGCCGCUGACGCUCCUCAGCCAAAAUUGAAUUUCCUCUCCUCUGCUCCCACUCUGUCACCUUCAGAAGACAAACUCCUACAGCACAGAGCAGCACCUGCAGCUGACUCAGCUGGCUUUUUUCACAGCACCGUCACGGCCGCCUUCUCCUCCUUGGCUCCUCUCUCCUCUCUGAGCUCUCUGCUGUCUGCGGCUGCUUCUGGACUCCACCCACAGGAGAACCAGGUCUCUGGUGCUCACAGUGGGAGACACGCUGAAAGUCAGUCUCUGAUGUCCAUUGACAGGCCGUCUGAAGAAUUCUGCCCCUCGCCUGAUACAUCAUACGAGUCCCUGUCAAUCAGCCAUCUUCAGAGGAGAGGUCUGCUGAGGUCUGUGAGCAGAGCGGUGGAUCUGAUCAUGACUCACUUUGGCAGCAGUAGAGAUCCUGAUGAAAAGAUGCGUCUGGGAAACAGCUCCUGUAGUCCCACAAUUGUAGGCCUGGUCCUGGAACAUUUAUGUCCAACGAUCCAGAACAUUUUGGACGAUGGCCUCAUGGAUCACAAACUGGACCCCAUCAUUGGGCAGUGCCCCAACCAUUCCUGGACUGUGGUGGAGGUUUCUACCAGGUUCACUAUAUGUCCGUUCUCCCGGGUGCUCCACAGUCUGGUUUCCAAAAUUCAACAAUGUCCUGAGCUCACCAACCACAGUAUGAGACUGAGAGCCUUCAUCAUGGGUUUGCUUAACUUGAGAGCUCUGGAGUUUUGGCUCACUCACCUUCAUAAUCAAAAAUAUGUAAUAGCAGCCUACUACCAUUCCUGGGCCUUCCUGUCAGUGUCACUGGUCCAGUGUGAGUCCAUGUUUGAAGAACUGCUGCUUCUCCUGCAGCCUCUUUCUAUGCUGCCCUUUGACCUCAACCUGCUCCUGGAGCCACAGCUCUUGCGUAACAGACUACUGUUAUGUCCUGAAGAGCAGGUUCUUCGGUCACCUGGACUCUGCUCAGCCUCUCUGGUGACCAGCUGGCCCCUCCUACGAGCAGACAGGAAGACUAAGGUAGACCCAGGGUUAGCGUCUAUCCCAGAGUGGGGUCACAAAGAGCCUGACCUCAUGGACAAUGUUGAGGAAGGGGAGGACUGUAGCCUGGCUUACGCAGAGAAUUGGUCGCAAAUAAGUAUGAGCAGUGGACAAGAGGAGCCCAAGAACCUUGGCGACUGUGAGACGCCACAGUCGUCUGCGUGUGUCGAGGUGGAGGGCCGGUGUCAAGGCGGGCGCCGCUGGGCCAAGCUGUUUGGAUCAGCUAAGACCUCUGACACUGGAGCACAAACCAGAAGGCGACCAUCGGAGUGGCUUCAUUUGGACCGAUCCCAUUUUGGAAUUUUGGCUCAGUCCAUGAAGUCGAUGAAGCUGGUCAGGUCCAAAAAAACAAAGACUCAUAAUGAGGAUAAGUAACCAGUGUACGGACUGUUGAGAAACUGUAAGUUUAAGCUGC